AAUAUUUGAUAUAGGGUCACAACCUAAUCGGGAUAAAAUAAUCCCAGAAAUCGUAUCCCUGCAAAUGGCGGCACUUGAAUCAUCAUCACUAGCAGUCUCAUUCUUCCGUCUCCCAUUUUCUUCAAAUCCGCCAUUACUAUCCCCUUCAACUGCAAGAUCAAAGCUUUCAUUUCCAAUUUCUACCACCAAACUUUCCCACAAAUCUUAUCCCCAUCUUCUUCCCAUUUCAACAAAGUUUCGAGUCCUAUCAUCAUCAGCAAUUCAAGAGGAGGUUGCGGUGGAAGAAGAAGAACAAUCAGAGAAACCCCAGGAAGAAAUUCUACAGAAGAGGCUUUUUGUUCUUAAUCUACCAUGGACUUAUUCUGUUGAUGAGCUCAAGAAUCUCUUUAGUGAAUGUGGAACUGUAGAAGAUGCUGAGAUAAUAAAGAGGAAGAAAGAUGGGAAGAGCAGAGGGUAUGCAUUUGUUACAAUGGCUUCUAGACAAGAGGCAUUAUCUGUGAUUGAAAAAUAUGAUUCUUAUGAAUUAAUGGGCAGGAUUAUUCGGGUAGAAUUUGCAAAAGAUAACAAGAAAACUUCACCUGCAGCUCCUCCGCCUGGUGGUGACCGGUGUAAGCUGUAUGUGUCGAAUUUGGCAUGGAAAGUAAGAGCUAAUGAUCUUAGAGACUUCUUUGCUACAGAAUGCAAUCCUAUAUCCACGAGGGUUGUUUUCGAUGUCCCUGAAGGAAGAUCUGCCGGAUAUGGAUUUGUUACUUUUGCUUCUAAACAAGAAGCAGAAUCUGCAAUAUCUGCAUUCGACGGGAAGGAGUUAUUAGGGAGGCCUGUUAUUGUAAAGUUUAGCGAAAGAGGUGCGGAUAAAAGCGAAGCUGAACAGGAGGGCACCUCUAACGAACAACCUCAACCCGAAUCUGAAUCUGAAACUGAAACUGAACCUGAACCUGAACCGUAGUGAAGAUCAUAUGGAGGGUUCGAAAACAUGUUCACAUUUUUUUCUUUAAAUUUCACAUCCAGGCAGUAAGUAAAUUAUAUCGCUGAUUAGUCGUCUUAUUAAUUUAUCAAAUAUGGUGUUCCAAUCAUAUUGGUUCAUGCC
Molecule: messenger RNA, 1087 nt
Organism: Cynara cardunculus var. scolymus (artichoke)
Lineage: Eukaryota; Viridiplantae; Streptophyta; Magnoliopsida; Asterales; Asteraceae
Product: 28 kDa ribonucleoprotein, chloroplastic-like
Exons: 4
Coding region: 65-946 (293 amino acids)
Cellular component (GO): cytosol
Molecular function (GO): mRNA binding
Source: RefSeq, a predicted model, not a curated record